AUGGUGUGCCUGGCUCUUCUCCCCACGGGCUCACUCCUCCUCUUCCUCAUCCUCAGCACCGUGGCCCGGGGGGAGUACGGCGUGGUGCAUGUGGUGUCAGAGAACUGGAGCAAGGACUACUGCGUCCUGUUCAGCUCUGAUUACAUCACUCUCCCCCGGGACCUGCUCCAUGCCCCGCUCCUGCCCCUGUACGAUGCCACCACCACCCCCUGGUGCCCAGGUGAGGACACCUUCCACCGGGUCCUGCCUGGCUCACCACAGCCCCUGCGCCGGACCACCGCCAUGGUCUUGAGGGGUAACUGCAGCUUCUAUGCCAAGAGUUGGCUGGCGCAAGGCCAGGGUGCCCACGGGCUGCUCAUCGUGAGCCGCGUUAGCGACCAGCAGUGUGCUGACACCACCCCGGCAGCCCAGGACACCAGCCGGCCCCUGCCAGGCCUCACCAUCCCUGUGGCUGUGCUGCGCUACGCCGACAUGCUUGACAUCCUCCGCCACGCCCACGGCCAUGGCGGGAUCCACGUGGCCAUGUAUGCACCCCCAGAGCCCAUCAUCGACCUCAACAUGGUGGUCAUCUUCAUCCUGGCCGUGGGCACCGUGGCCCUGGGUGGCUACUGGGCUGGCAUGACUGAGGCCGACCAGCUCCUGCGACGCCGGGCCCGAGGGGGCGGGGGGUUUGGUGGACCCCAUCAGCCACCAGCAUCGGGGGUGCUGGCAGCAGCCCUGAGGGCCUGGGGGACCCAAGAGGAAGGGGACGAGGACGCACCGGUGGACUUCACACCGGUCAUGACAGGUGCGGUGGUGGUCAUGUCCUGCUCCAUCAUGUUGCUGCUCUACUUCUUCUAUGACCGCUUCGUUUACGUUAUGAUCGGGAUCUUCAGCCUGGGUGCUGCCACGGGCCUCUACAGCUGCCUGGAGCCUCUGGUACGCCGCCUGCCGCUGCAGCACGCCCGCUGGACCCUGCCAGGCCACCGGGCUGGCGUGCCGCUGCCCCUGCUGCUGCUGUUUGCACUCUGCACCUCCAUCACCCUGCUCUGGGUGGCCUACCGCAACGAGGACCGCUGGGCGUGGCUGCUGCAGGACGCUCUGGGCGUGGCCUACUGCCUCUUGGUCCUGCGGCGCGUGCGGCUGCCCACACUCCGGAACUGCGCCUCCUUUCUGCUGGCCCUGCUGGCCUUCGAUGUCUUCUUUGUGUUCAUCACACCCCUCUUCACCAGGACUGGUGAGAGCAUCAUGGUGGAGGUGGCCUCAGGCCCCACGCACUCCUCCAGCCAUGAGCGACUGCCCAUGGUGCUCAAGGUGCCCCGACUGAGCUUCUCAGCCCUGACCUUGUGUGACCAGCCCUUCUCCAUUCUCGGCUUCGGAGACAUCGUUGUCCCUGGCUUCCUGGUCGCCUACUGUCAUCGCUUCGACGUGCACAUGCGUUCCGGCCAGCUCUACUUCAUGGCCUGUAUUGCCGCCUAUGCCGUGGGACUGUUGACCACCUUCCUGGCCAUGGUCCUCAUGGGUGUGGGCCAGCCCGCCCUGCUCUACCUGGUGUCCAGUACUCUGCUCAUCAGCCUGGCUGUGGCCACCUGCCGCCAGGAGUUCAGCCUCUUCUGGACUGGCCAGGGCAAAAGUGGGAUGCCAGCCUGGCCCAUGGCAGAGCCGGGUGGCUCGGAGCAGAAGCAGGAAGGCAUCAUGGGCAUUCACACCUCUGGCGAGUGGGAAGGGGCCAUUGACCAAGGGGCAGGGGACUUGGACGGUGAGAUCUGGGAAGAGGCGUCCUGUGUUGUCCCUGUAUCUGAGGAUGAAGUCACCAGCACCAAGGGUCCCAGCGACACCUCUGAGGGUUGGAACGACGCCAACCUGGAUCCUACUGAGCUGCCCCCCGCUGGCUCCCCCGCGGCCUCGGAGGGACUGAUGCCACUGCUGCCCAUGGCCGUAUUCAUUCCUCUGAUGCCACUGAGGCCACCACCCUCAGAGCUGGGCCACACCCAGGCCCAGGCCCAUGACGCUGGACUGUCCUGGACUGGGCUGCACCAGAGGAAAGGCUUGAGGGUCAAAAAGAGCAGGUCAUCGCAGGCACCCUUGUGA
Molecule: messenger RNA, 2070 nt
Organism: Ochotona curzoniae (black-lipped pika)
Lineage: Eukaryota; Metazoa; Chordata; Mammalia; Lagomorpha; Ochotonidae
Gene: SPPL2C
Product: signal peptide peptidase like 2C
Exons: 1
Coding region: 1-2070 (689 amino acids)
Biological process (GO): membrane protein proteolysis
Cellular component (GO): Golgi-associated vesicle membrane; cytoplasmic side of endoplasmic reticulum membrane; lysosomal membrane
Molecular function (GO): aspartic endopeptidase activity, intramembrane cleaving
Source: RefSeq, a predicted model, not a curated record